Tilletiopsis washingtonensis is the source of this 519-nucleotide messenger RNA. RefSeq names its product putative 60S large subunit ribosomal protein L20. The coding region runs from base 1 to 519 and encodes 172 amino acids. The transcript has 3 exons. The record is from RefSeq and is a predicted model, not a curated record. Gene Ontology annotation, cellular component: ribosome; cytosolic large ribosomal subunit. Gene Ontology annotation, biological process: translation. Gene Ontology annotation, molecular function: structural constituent of ribosome. NCBI's taxonomy places the organism in Eukaryota, Fungi, Basidiomycota, Exobasidiomycetes, Entylomatales.
AUGGGUCGCUUCACUGAGUACAUGGUCAUCGGCCGCCACCUCCCCACGGAGCGUGAGCCGACGCCGAAGCUGUACCGCAUGCGCAUCUUUGCGCCCAAUGCGACGGUGGCCAAGAGCCGCUUCUGGUACUUCGUGCGCCAGCUGCGGAAGAUGAAGAAGGCCACGGGCGAGAUCGUUGCUUGCAACGCUAUCUCCGAGGCCAAGCCGCUGAAGGCCAAGAACUUCGGCAUCUGGCUGCGCUACAACUCGCGCUCCGGCACGCACAACAUGUACAAGGAGUACCGCGAGAUGUCGCGCGCCGGCGCCGUCGAGAGCAUGUACCAGGACAUGGCUGCCCGCCACCGCGCUCGCUUUGCCAGCAUCCACAUCCUCAAGGUCUCUGAGAUCGAGAAGACGUCGGACAUCCGCCGCCCGUACAUCAAGCAGCUCAUCACGCCCAAGCUGCGCUUCCCGCUGCCGCACCGCCGCCCGCGUGCGCUCGGCCUCUUCGCCGCGCACCGCCCCGCCACGUUCUACUAG